Molecule: messenger RNA, 3859 nt
Organism: Pristis pectinata (smalltooth sawfish)
Lineage: Eukaryota; Metazoa; Chordata; Chondrichthyes; Rhinopristiformes; Pristidae
Gene: gpr143
Product: G protein-coupled receptor 143
Exons: 9
Coding region: 422-1669 (415 amino acids)
Biological process (GO): G protein-coupled receptor signaling pathway; melanosome organization; regulation of calcium-mediated signaling
Cellular component (GO): plasma membrane; melanosome membrane
Molecular function (GO): L-DOPA receptor activity; L-tyrosine binding; dopamine binding
Source: RefSeq, a predicted model, not a curated record
CACCUUCGUAACUCUUUAAAGGCUCCAGCUGCGUAAAGUUUCUAUUUAUUGUUCUAGCAAGCAUUUCAUUCAUUAAAAUCAUUAUAUAAAGCAAUGUGGAACUCCGCCUCAUCUCCCUUCUCCAGGAGUGGCCGACCAUUGAGAUCACACCCGUCUCUUGCCCUGGGGCUGAACAAGUUUAUCAUGAGAAUUUACGCGUGAUUAUAGUAGCGGAUGACUCUUUCCUGGAUUCUGGUAUUACCAAGCGUCUCGCGAAUUCCGGGUUGUUAAGGGAUCCAAUGGUUCUUGCAGUCAAUGAAUAAAGAAGGCAUCCGGGCGAGUGAAACGGUGAUGAGACUUGAGUGAGUGCACAUGAUGUUUAUCCCGUGAUCCAGGAGAGAGGCGGUUCAAGAUCCUUCUCGCUCUCACUGUGUCUCUUCCCAUGGCUUCUCCACGCUUGGAAACCUUCUGCUGUCCCAAUCGGGACCCGGCCACAGAUUUUGUCCUCGGGUUUCAGUCUGUCUUCUUCAACGGCAUCUGCAUUGCCAGCGCCAGUCUGAGUCUGACUGGUACACUCAUUCAGGUCCUGCCAAAACGGAGGCUCGGUUACCGCGGGUUCAGCCAGUACCCGCAGCAGAAGCCUUCAGCAUCCUCUCGAAUCCUCCUCAUCAUUAGUAUCUGUGACAUCUUAGGCUGUAUAGGUAUUAUAAUCAGGUCAUCAGUGUGGCUCAGCUUUCCAGAUUUUACAUCAAGAAUCUCUGUUAAUGGGACUGAAUCGUGGCCAACAGCAUUUUGUGUCGCCAGUGCUAUAUGGAUUCAGCUAUUCUAUAGUGCCACAUUCUGGUGGUUGUUCUGCUAUGCUGUGGAUGUUUACCUCAUUGUAAAACGAUCUUCAGGGCUAAGUAUUCUUGUGCUGUACCACAUGUUGACCUGGGGUCUGGCAAUCCUCCUGUGUGUCGAAGGUGUAGCCAUGCUCUACUAUCCCUCCAUUUCCAGCUGUGAAAAUGGACUGCAGCAUGCAGUUCCACAUUACAUCACCACCUAUGCCCCACUGUUGCUCGUUCUGUUUAUUAACCCCAUUCUGUUUGGAAAAACUGCAUCUGCAGUUGCUUCAUUGUUGAAGGGAAGACAAGGUAUCUACACAGAAAAUGAAAGGCGUUUGGCGACUGAGAUUAAAUUAAGAUUUUUCAAGAUUCUGCUUGUGUUUAUUAUUUGCUGGCUCCCAAAUCUCAUCAAUGAGAGUCUUUUAUUCUACCUUGAACUGCAGCCAAAUAUGAACAAAGAUCUGCUGAAGAAUGUCAAGAAUGCAGCUCUGAUCACUUGGUUUAUCAUGAGUAUCCUGAAUCCAAUGCAAGGCUUUCUCAACACCCUUGCAUUUUAUGGCUGGACUGGAUGUGACUUUGAUUUCAAGUUACAAAGGCAAGAAAUCCCUUGGGAAUCCUCGGUAGGCCCUACUGCAGCAGAAAAUUCCUACAGCAGUCCUGUGGCCACCUCUGUCAAUCACCACGGGUUUCUGCAACAACAUGACAAGAUGCAGACUGGAAAUGGUUAUGAAAAUAGUGAUGAGCUUUCUGUCCUCUCUGAAGGUUCUGAGACCAGUACAUUUGAAAUCAACAUGCCAAGAGAACAGCACGACUUCAAUAGCAAUGAUGCUGAUCGUGACUCACUGGAAAACACUGAAAGGGCAUAACGUUGGUGAGAUGAGUAAAUUCAAUACAAGCCUAUAAGCUGGGGGUUAAAAACAACAUAGCUGUUUAUUGCUGCAUUGAUUUGGGGCUAACUGAAUUUCACUACUUACCGGUUACUGCUAAACCAGCAUAUAGUCUGUUCAAAACAUUUGUUGGACUGAACAAGAAGAAGAAAUUAGGAGGGGUAAAUAUAACGUUCACAGCAACGUUGAGUUGGUUCAGGCUGUAUAAAGUUAUGUCACGUCCUCAAGGAAAAGGGUAUGUAUUUCACAUGCUCAUAAAUACAACUAUCCUUUUCAAAAAAACUUUUUAUGUUGUUCAAGUCUUUAAAUGAAUAAUUUCCCCUCCUGGAGUAAUAAUUUGUAGCAAAAACAGCCAGAAAUGUGAAAUAUAAAUGACUAUUUUAGUAGGAAGCGAUUACUUUUGAUAAAAUGAUGAAUUCUAUCCCCAAAUACAAUCUCAUUGGAAACAAAUACUAAUCUUUUUGAGUGGUUUGUAUUUUAAAUAUGAAACUAAAUGUGAAUGGUUCAUGAUUGUAAUCUGAAUGUAGAGACAUUUACGAGCAUUAGGUAACAUUUCAAAUUGAAUCGCUCUGAGAUGUGGUUCUGUACACCACUUGCUUGACCUGCAAGGUUUUCUGAUAUUGCUUGAUGAUGAAUCACAUGUACUUUUUUUUAAGGAUAAAAAGAUCUGAAGGUAAAUAAAUUUAUAUAAUAAGAUUUUAAUAAGUUAUGUUUAGCACAAAUAACAGAGCUACUCUGUUUCAUGUAGAAGGUGAGUGAAAAUGAUUAGUAGAAAAUCUCAAAGAGAAUUUUGGGUGACUCCCAAAGAUAAUUAAUUCCGCAAGAUGUAUAAAAAAAAUUAUUCAUUUUAAACCAUGUCUGACAAAAUUUGAAAAUAACUGCAACAUCAGUAAGUUAACAUAAAUGGUUCACAACAAACUUUCAGCAAACAUGGUACUUUGAUAACUGACUGUAUACAAUUCCUUUGAGAUGACACUAUUUCAGUAUAAUCCAUAACACAUUUACUUAAAAUUCACAUUAAGUUUAAUUUCUAGAUUUUACAACAGUGCCACUUAAUAUUGCAGAGGUGGGAAAUGGUACUGUUGAUGGCACAUUAACAAAUAAGUGCAACAUCUUGCAAGAAUAAUUUUACUAGUAAUCAGAUAUACAAAGAAGUAAUUAGGCAUUUAGCAACAGUUUAAUUUAUUUUAAUCCAAAUUUGGUAUUCUUUAUGCUAUUCUAUUUUGUAAUGUAUCUAAAUUUUUCAUUGUUGAAGUUAAUGCUGCAUUGUACAUAGUUUUCUUUCGACAUUGUUCCAGCAGUUUGACCUGCAACAUGUUUUGGGGACAGCACAUAAGGAUGAUCCCUUUAUUUCAAUCAGUUUGCACCUUAUACUUGAGUCAAGGCCUCAUGGUCAUCUUUGGAAUUUCUCUAUACCAUUAUCAAUUACAAACCACUGUUUUCAAGCCUGUGUCUUAUGGCAGUAGAAACUUUUUUUUGGAAGUCUACAAUAUAUAAGCGUUUGGAUCUGUGUUGUAGCUUUUCACAAUUGCACAGUCCACGCAAAUAAGUAAUUGAGUCCUGAUUUUCCAAUAUGUAACAAUACUGGUGGAGAACCACAUUUCACUGGCAACCAUAACCCUGAAAUUUUGGAUGUGCUGCCCAUGAUCUUUUGUUCCUAAAAAAUUAAUGGAUGGAAAAUCAGGGGUGGCCCAUCUAUAACUUCUUGAUAUAUGCUGCUCAUGGACAAAGAUUCUUGCUGGUAGCCUAUUUAUGCAAAAUAAUGAUGUUCAUAAGCAAAUAAAAGGAUCAAGUGAUGUUUAUGUAUAUGGUUCAAUAAAGAUGUACGGUGAAAGCCUAGUGAUUGAUUAAUGCUUGCAAACCUGAUAAGGGUAUCUUCGUACAAGUGACACACACAAUUGGUGGCACUAGCCAUGCUGCAUGUUUGGAAUUGAUGGAAGUGAAAACUGGGAAGAAUGUACAAUGAGCAAGCAUCUUUACAUGCCAACUGAAGUACAAGUUAUCCAAGAAUGAUGUGAGUGAAGACACAAUGAAUAAUCUAAGUCUCUAAAUGCAAUAAAUGGCACUUGUAAGUGCACUGAACAAUGAAUUUGCAUAUGAUAACAAAGUGUAGGUGCAAAGUGUGUAAUUAAUCUAUGUUUUCAAGUAUUAUAAAUGAUAAAAUUGUGC